AUGGCGCAUUCUAAAGGGACCGACUGUCCUGAAUGCGGGAAAAAAGUUCACCAGAAUAGCUUUUAUCGACAUAUGAAGAACACCCACAAAUAUUCUGAAGAACAGUACCUUCAAGUGAAAAUAAAACACAAACUAGAACACUCAGCUUUCUUUACAUGCCCUCUAUGCAAUGAAAAGGUGGUGGACCAAGAAGCUCUGGCAAACCACUGCUCAGAGUUCCAUUCAAAGGAUGGCGCUGACGGUCGACCACAGGAUUAUACCGUGUUUUCAAAGGAAUUUCCUAAUAAAGAAGAAUAUCAGAGGUGGUUUUCGGAGGAAUGUAAGAACAACUGUACCACAUUUUGGCAAAGAUCGAAUGACCGUACGAAAAUGGGAAGAAGGUUCAGGCUCUGGUGCAACCGUGCGGGAAAGGCACGUAAGACAGCAACUGUGAGGAAUAAAAAAAGCCGGAAGAACAAUGAUUACUGUUCAUGCUUUCUGACCGUGGAGCACCGUAAUAAUGGCGUUGUGAAAGUCAAAGGAUGCUUUGGUCAUGCUGGUCAUGAGUUAGACCCAGCUGCGCUACGCUUGUCCACUGAUCAGCAGGAAUACCUGAAAAAGCUACUUGAAGAGUAUCCGAUGGACUAUGUCAUACAGCGCGUUCGAGAGGAACAUCGUGAAAAAAAGACAAGGUUGUCCUUCGUCUCCAGAGAUGAUCUUUGGAAUGUGACGAAGAAGUACAACAUCAAGCCACGCCGACGAGAAGCUACCGAUCCAAAUUAUUUAGCAAUGCGCCGUAGAGAGAGAAAGUUAAAUGAAAUUUUAAAGAUAUGCACAGACAUUGAAGAUCAAGCAAAGUUGCUCGCUCAGAGUAACUCUGUCGAUUCUCUAAAGAAACUGGAUGCAAUUCGAGAGCACUUAAAACUUGCAGCGACUGUCGCCGCAUCGCCUUCUCCAACAGACCUCGCUCCAUGUCGGAAUUUGACACGAAAAGAGGCUAAACCACAAGUUCAGCAUUGGGAUUUCUUGCCUGCAGGGAAGAUACCGAAAUCAGAACCAGUGUUCUUCAUAGAACAAGAGAACUUGAUUUGGGAUCCACCACUGGAGCCUGGGCCAGCCAGCUGA
Messenger RNA from Ostertagia ostertagi, 1104 nucleotides. NCBI's taxonomy places the organism in Eukaryota, Metazoa, Nematoda, Chromadorea, Rhabditida, Trichostrongylidae. The record is from the annotation of a GenBank genome assembly.